AGGCAACGGCUUGUGCCUAUUUAAACCCACCUCUCCCCCUCUUCUUCCUCCCCCUCUCACUUCCUCCUUCAUCGGUCACCUUUGUAUUUGCAUUUCUCUCACAAAUACCCACUUUAGCUUUUUCUUUCUUUGCUCAUUUCGAGUUUGGUUUCUGAGCAAAAUGGUAUUCGAGGAAAUCUACAGGCAGGGUCAGAGGCAAAAAUAUGACUGCCUUCUGUUUGAUCUGGAUGAUACUCUGUAUCCUCUUAGUUCUGGUAUUGCCACAGCAUGCCGCAACAAUAUAGAAGGUUAUAUGGUCGAAAAGCUUGGCAUAGAUAAGAGCAAAAUCCCUGACUUGUGCAACCUUCUGUACAAGAACUAUGGAACAACAAUGGCUGGUCUUAGGGCAAUUGGCUAUGACUUUGACUAUGAUGAAUACCACAGUUUUGUUCAUGGAAGACUACCUUAUGAGAACUUAAAACCCGACCCUGUUUUGAGAAGUCUUUUACUGAACCUGCCUUACCGCAAAGUUAUCUUCACAAACGCAGACGAGGUCCAUGCGGCCAAAGUGCUUAGCAAGCUUGGAUUAGAAGACUGUUUUGAGGGGAUUGUCUGCUUUGAGACCCUGAAUCCUACUCACAAGAGCACUGUUUCUGAUGAUGAAGAUGACAUUGAGUUUGUGGGUUCACGCCCUACUGCUGCUGCUACUAGCUCUCAAAUAUUUGACAUCAUUGGGCAUUUUGCUCAGCCUAUCCUCGUUUCAGGAUUACCAAAGUCACCCAUUGUCUGCAAACCUUCAGAAGCCGCCAUAGAACAGGCUCUCAAAGUAGCCAACAUAGAUCCUCAGAGAACUUUGUUCUUUGAGGACAGUGUCCGCAACAUACAAGCUGGAAAACGUGUGGGUCUUCAGACUGUGUUGGUCGGCACUUCCCAGAGAGUUAAAGGUGCGGAUUACGCGUUAGAAAGCAUUCACAACAUUAGGGAAGCAAUACCGGAACUGUGGGAGGGUGACAUGAAAUCAGAAGUUGCUUACUCUGGCAAUGUUGCAGUGGAGACUUCUGUGACAGCCUGAUGUUAUUCAAAAGAGAAAAUCUAUGUAUUUGGGAUCUUAGCAUCAUCCCCAUCCCCAAUCUCAUUGUGCAUAUGAUGUAGCCGCUUCUUUGUGAUUAAUUAUUUUAUCCCAAAAGUGGUCCUUUUCAUUUUGGCUACAA
Messenger RNA from Alnus glutinosa, 1190 nucleotides. RefSeq lists its product as uncharacterized. The record is from RefSeq and is a predicted model, not a curated record. The coding region runs from base 161 to 1051 and encodes 296 amino acids. NCBI's taxonomy places the organism in Eukaryota, Viridiplantae, Streptophyta, Magnoliopsida, Fagales, Betulaceae. The transcript is spliced from 9 exons.